This is a messenger RNA of Melanotaenia boesemani (Boeseman's rainbowfish), 3944 nucleotides long. RefSeq names its product MAX dimerization protein MLX (gene mlx). Gene Ontology annotation, cellular component: nucleus. Bases 33 to 770 code for a protein of 245 amino acids. The transcript is spliced from 8 exons. NCBI's taxonomy places the organism in Eukaryota, Metazoa, Chordata, Actinopteri, Atheriniformes, Melanotaeniidae. The record is from RefSeq and is a predicted model, not a curated record. Gene Ontology annotation, biological process: regulation of transcription by RNA polymerase II. Gene Ontology annotation, molecular function: DNA-binding transcription factor activity, RNA polymerase II-specific; RNA polymerase II cis-regulatory region sequence-specific DNA binding; protein dimerization activity.
CGACAUUGCUUUUAGUUAUUUAGCAUUCCAAAAUGACGGAUCCUACAACGUCUCCGGAGGACCACUGGAAAACAGAAGGCGCUUUCAGUGACAGUGGCUUUGACCCCAGUUUAUUUGCUGAAACUGUCAAAAAGGGAAGUGUUGUGUCCAGGGCCAACAGCAUUGGCUCCACAAGUGCCUCUUCAGUUCCAAAUACAGAUGACGAAGACAGUGACUACAGACAUGAGGCAUCAUAUAAAGACUCGUAUAAAGAUCGACGGAGGCAAGCGCACACACAAGCUGAGCAAAAGCGCAGAGAUGCCAUCAAGAAAGGAUAUGAGGACCUGCAGUCAAUUGUGCCCACCUGCCAGCAGCAGUCUGAGUUUGCAGUUGGAGCACAGAAGAUAAGCAAAGCAACGAUUCUACAGAAAACAAUCGACUACAUCCAUUUUCUUCAUAAAGAAAAGAAGAAGCAAGAGGAGGAGGUUUCUGUCUUAAGAAAAGAAGUGAUGGCACUUAAGAUCAUGAAAACGAACUAUGAGCACAUCGUGAAGGCCCACCAGAACAACCCGCAGCAGGGGGAGGAUCAGGUGUCUGACCAAGUCAAGUUCAACAUCUUUCAGAGCAUCAUGGACUCUCUGUUCGUGUCUUUCAGCAGCUCUGUUUCAAUGAACAGCUUUCAAGAACUGUCCGCCUGUGUUUUCAGCUGGAUCGAGGAGCACUGCAAGCCACAGACGUUACGGGAAUUUGUUGUAGGAGUGCUCCGGCAGCUCAAUGGUCAGCUUUAUUGAUUGAUGGAAAACUUCUGCUUAACUCCCAGAUAUUGACUUUGGGCUUACUGUUGCCUCUCAGGAAGGAUUGAAAACCUCAACCAGCUUCAGGCCAUGCCACAGUAUUUACUCGCUUCAACCCAUCGGUGCCUCUCUGACUGCAGUUGGAUUACCUCAUCAUACUUUCUGAAGUUAUUUGCUUAAAGGGUCACAUUCUGAUUUUCAGUCUGCAUACAGAUUGUUUUUGGCCCACCAUGGCUGUUGUUCUAAAAUGCUAGAAAAACGCACAAGUAUCUUAAGAUGAUGAAGCAGAUUUGCAUUAAAUUCAACAAGCAGACAGAAUUUUUUUUUUUUUUUUUUUAACCUUUAUUUAACCAGAUAAAAAAAACCCAUUGAGAUCAUGAUCUCUUUCACAAGGGUGACCUGGCCAAGAGGUCUGCAGCACGUCAUAAACAGACAAACAAAACAGUUUGAGAACCAAAACAAAGAAACAAAACAAAAUUAAACAUACAAUAUCACCAAAGCAACAGCAUUUUCAACAUAGAGUGCGUGUACUAUCCAAGCAAUUUUACAACAGACAACAAAUUAAGAUUUAUAACACAGGCACUGUCCAAUAGUCUCACUCUGUCUGUCCUUUAAUAUAGAGCGGAAAGCUCCAACAGGAAUAAUAAAUUCAAGAAGUUUCAGUUUGGACUGUAGAGUGUUCCAUGCUGUAGGGGCAGCAAAGCUAAAUGCUCUUUUUCCAAAUUCAGACCUUACUCGUGGAACAGAUAAAACAAGUGUAGAACAAGAUCGCAAAGCAUAGCAGCUGCUUGUUUUCUGCAGUAAAGUGGACAAAUAAGGAGGACUCAAGCUUAAGAGAGCCUUAUAAAUUAGGGUCAGCCAGUGUGCAUAUCUACGGUCACUCAGCGAAGGCAAGAUUGAUUUUGCAUAAAGUUCACAGUGAUGGGUGAGAUAACUGCAGCCUGUGACAAAUCUCAGUGCCGCAUGAAAUACAGUGUCCAAGGACUGAAGACAUUUGGACGAAGCACUCAAAUAAAGCACGUCCCCAUAGUCGAGAAUGGGCAAGAAGGUCGCUGUCACUAAUUUCUUUCUGACCCUGAGAGAGAAGCAGGUUCUAUGUCUGAAAAGGAAACCAAGCUUCGCCCUAAGUUUAGAGACCAGAUUAUUUAUAUGAGUUUUAAAAGAGAGCUGUUGAUCUAUGAUAAGACCCAAGUACUUGUAAUGUGAGACCUGCUCUAUAGGUUUUCCAUUUAAUGUGAUAUUUGGAAUAUUCUGCUGUAGCAUCUUUGAAUGAUGGAAGACCAUGAGGUUGGUUUUGUCUGUAUUUAAAACCAAUUUAAGAUCAUGUAAACGAGACUGGACAAUGUUAAAAGCAGAUUGUAAAAACUCAAAAGCCUGAGUGAGAGAGGUAGAACAGCAAUAAAUAAUGGUAUCGUCUGCAUAAAAAUGGUACAUUGCAUUUGAUAAGUUAUUACAGAGAUUGUUUAUAUAGAUUGAAAAUAAAAUGGGUCCCAGCACUGAGCCUUGAGGUACCCCUUUGGUAAUGUCCAGAAAAGAAGAGGUGGUUCCCGCCACCUGAACACAUUGUGUUCUAUUUGAUAGGUAGUUGGCAAACCAGGCAGCUGCAUGUGUAGAUAAGCCAGUGUGAUGUAAUUUGGCACUAACUGGAGUUGCUCCUCCUAAGAGGAGUUAUAAUGAUGGGGAGGUUCCACACACAACUCUCAAAGAUUGAGGAAGCUCAUGGUAUUGUCUAAGUGGCUCACACAUUCACAUUAAGCUCAGUAGCUUAAUGCUGAACCAAAGGGCUCCAGUUAGUUUUAUGAAACAAACACUGAGUCACUCCUUGCUUUAAAUAAAUACCUUUAACUUUAGUGUGACAAAGGUGAGUUCAUGUAGUUAUGACAAGCUGAAAAAGACAAAUUAAUGUGUAAUCUGUGGCAGGUUAAAUAAAGGUAUAAUCAUUGGUUCUCAAUUGGUUUAACAAAGAUGGUCCAGAUUAAUAAAUGUUGUACCUCAGUUGAGCUUAAGGGUAAUUUCUAAUCAAUAAUCCAUGAGCAGAAUUUAAAGGGUCACAGAUGUUUAAAUACAGUUUGAGAGAUGAUGGCGUUGAAUGCAAAUUUGAUUUUGAUAAGACUUGUUUGGUUUUUCAGGAUUUAUUUUUCAUUUAAUGAAGUGACUUAUCAGCCGACUAUUCUCUGGUUUUAAUACUAAUCUGAGGAAUGCUGUUUACGUUUGCUGUAAGAGGAUUUUAUGAUCAGUUCUACUUUAUUCCACAUGGUCCAAAUUGUUGGCACCACUUUUUUAUCUACCAGAAUGAACAUUGAAAACCUAAAGUGACUCAUUUAAAGUUCCUAGUCAGAAACAUUUGUAAUGAAUGAAAACAGGUGGUUUCUAAAUGGUUUAUUUUUUAAUGUAUUUUAUUUUGUUUCAAAAGUUGUAUUGUUAAAAAAAAAAUUCAAUCCUUUCUUGUUGCUUUGAAGUAUUUGAAUAACUUUUUCAGUCAUAUCAACAUAGUGGACACAUUUUGUUACACCUGUAAAAAAUAAUUCAGUCUUGUACUGCCUUAAAUUCUACUUUACAAAGAUUACAAUGUUAAUUUUGGAUCACCAUUGUGUUUUAUGUUGGUCAAGGCUGGAGGACGAGCACACGAGUGGACAGAAUGUAAACAAAAACAGAUCAUUAUCUUUGUGAGAAGCUGAGUGAGUGAUUGCGUACGGUUGCACGGGUGUUCUUAAACAUACAGUGGUCAAUGAAUGUAGCGCAUAUCAUUCAGAAAAGCAGCGUCAAUUUGUAAAUUAAUUUAUUUAGGUAUUUUCUGUGUAGGUGAAGGGAAAGCAGUACAAUGCUUAAAAAAAGUGCAAGACAACAGAAAAGUAUAAGUCGCUGCUGUGCUGCUGUCCAUCUGCGCAGCUAGUAAAUCUAUGAAAACUCUUAAAUGCUUUACAGACCAUCUUGUCCAGCAGAAACCUGAGAAAUUACUGCCGUGAACAUUUAAUAACCUGACAGUACUUCUGUUUAGAAAAACAACACCAAGGAGGAUUGGUGCAAAAAGAUUGGUACAAGAAUACCAAACACUGCUCGAAAAGCUAUGAUGAGUAAUUUGCUGUAAAACGUAAAAAUAAAAACAAGACAUCUGUGCUGUCAAAUUAUGUGAUUUAGUGUUUAGCUAAUAAAGGUAUUUUUUGUAAAAUA